AUGUAUAAAGAUCAUUCGAUAACUCAAAACAAUAGUUUAUCAAAAAACCGGUAUAAUGAACAAAAUCAUCGUCUUCAUUCAACAGAAACCACAAGUCAUGCUAAAAAAAGUGAAUCAACUAAUGGUAUUUCAUUAAAUUCAUCAUUUUUUUUAACUGAUAUCGAUCAUUCUUGUUUAUCACACAUUCAAGAUGCUUAUCUUUAUGCAUUACAAUCAAAUCGAUCAGCUUCAUCUGUUAUAUCAUUGGAUGAAUCAUUAAAUAAAACAUUUUCAUAUAUUGAUUUAAUUGAAAUAGAAAAAUUUAUUCCAAUAAAACUGAUUAGUUUUCUUCGAUUAAUUCCAGAAUUUGAGUCAUUAUGUGAUCAAGAUCGUUUCGCACUUAUUAAAUAUAAUUUUCUUCCAUUACUUAUAUUACGAGAUGCUUUAAUAUUUGAUUUAAAUAGUGAUCUAUUAUAUGAUGAUACUGGAUCAAUAUCAAUAUCAUCAAAAGAUGAAAUCUUUGCUCAGUAUCAUAAAAGUUUAAAUAUUUUAUUUUAUGGUUAUAAAGCAACACAAGAAUAUCUAUCUAUUCUUCGUUCAAUUGUUAAUAUUAUUGAUAAUGAUAGAUUGAUUAUUCAAAUACUUAUGCUUGUAUUAAUAUUUCUAAAAGGUGUUUCAAUAAAUGAUGAACAAAUUUGGAUAUUGUUCGAUCCUCAAAAUGUAUUGAAUGCACAUUUAAAAUAUGUUGAUUUACUUUUUCGUUAUUUAACUGAUCGUUUUUCAUUUGAUAUAGCAGUGAUUAAAAUGAUACGUCUUAUUAGUGAUUUAUUUAAAGUUCAAAAAAAUGCACAAGAUUAUCGAGAAAAAUUAAAAAAACAAGACAAAAUAAUUGAACUGGAUCCAUUGAUGAAAUCCCUUAUUGGUGUUACAUAA
Molecule: messenger RNA, 912 nt
Organism: Rotaria sp. Silwood2
Lineage: Eukaryota; Metazoa; Rotifera; Eurotatoria; Philodinida; Philodinidae
Source: the annotation of a GenBank genome assembly